AUGGAGAGGGCAGUGGAUUGGUGUAGAGUGAACCAGAAGCGGGGUUUUAACGGUGGGAUGUCUCGCCAUCUAAGAGGACACCGCGAUGCUUCUGCUGGCAGGUCGAAUGGGGAUGAUUUGGGCGAAAUCAAAGACGGUAACGGGAUAAUACACACGACAAGCAGAUCACUGCGGAAAAUCAACUACGCGGAGGUCGAAUCGGGACUUGACUAUCUGGAGAGUGAGGGCGGAGCCGGCGAGGACGUGCCGGGCGAAGAUGCGGCAGCUGGCUACGAGGUAGAGGACGAGUCGCCAGAUCAGGAGAUACAGCGGUCCGGUAGAGCGAGCCGGCGGAGACCUCACGACGCCGAGGAGGAAGAUGAGAGCUUCCACGAGGACGAGGACGAGGACGAGGAUGUAGAGGAUGACGACGAUGACUCUGGCGGCGCAGAGGACCAGUACUAUGCAAGGAAUGAUAGCAAGCGGCGGCGACGAAUGGCCGAUAGGAGCUUUGUGGUACCAGAUCCUGACGAAGGGGAGGACGAGGACGAGGAGGACGGCUUCGAACAGUUCUCGAGGCGGAGAAGGCGUAGUGCUCGGCGGCGUCAAAGGUCGGCUACGCCGCCACCAAGGGUGUCAAGACGAUUGAGAAGUAGAACCCGGCACUCUCUGCAUUUCAACGAUGAGGAAGACCGCCGCAGACACAGUGAGAAUGACGAAGAAGCGCUCUCGCUGGAAGAAGAAAUCAGAGAACUGCAGGAGGAUAGUCCGAUACGCGAGAAGCGCUCGCUACGAGAGCGUACGAAACCUGUCAACUAUGCACUGCCGCCUCCUUUGUCAGAGGCGAAUGUUGGUGAAGCUUUCAGUAGACAGGCCGCUUCGUCGUUCAGUAACGCUUCUCCUCGUCGCGGACGCGGCUGGAAUGCGGGCCAGAAUACGGGCCCAACUCGUAGACUGUUUCCGACAGGUGGUCCCUUCGGAGGGAAUGACGUUACUGCAAUCUUUGGCAAAAACACAAACUUCUACAAUCAACACCCAUCGGCUGAAAACAACAAACUGUUGCUCGACUCAGAUUCUUCUGAGGAUGAAAUUCUACCCAUCGGAGCUUCUGCGAAACCAAAGACUUCGAAGAAAAAAAAGAAGAAGAUGGAAAUCGCCGAUCUUGAUCCUCUCGGUGUCGAUAUGGAUAUCAAAUUUAGCGAUAUUGGUGGUCUCGACAAUUUUAUCGAUCAACUAAAGGAAAUGGUUGCGCUUCCGCUUCUUUACCCUGAAUUGUAUCAAAACUUUAGCAUCACCCCUCCAAGAGGUGUUCUUUUUCAUGGUCCGCCCGGUACUGGUAAGACAUUAAUGGCCCGUGCUUUAGCCGCCAGUUGCUCGUCGGAAGGCCGCAAGAUAACGUUUUUCAUGCGCAAAGGUGCAGAUAUUCUGUCCAAAUGGGUGGGAGAAGCGGAAAGACAGCUUCGACUUCUCUUCGAGGAGGCUAAGAAGCAACAACCAGCGAUAAUCUUUUUCGAUGAAAUAGAUGGCUUAGCUCCAGUGAGAAGCUCCAAGCAGGAACAAAUUCAUGCAAGCAUUGUGUCCACUUUGCUAGCUUUGAUGGAUGGAAUGGAUAAUAGAGGGCAAGUGAUCGUCAUUGGAGCGACGAAUAGGCCAGAUGCUGUGGAUCCAGCGUUGCGGAGGCCAGGGAGAUUCGAUAGAGAAUUUUACUUUCCGUUACCAGAUCUAAAAGCCCGUGCCCAAAUUCUGCGAAUUCACACUAAAAAGUGGAAAAUACCUUUGUCGAAGGACUUCAUCGAACAGCUGGCAUUAUUGACAAAAGGGUAUGGCGGUGCCGAUCUAAGAGCUCUGUGUACCGAAGCAGCCCUCUUGAGCAUUCAAAGAAAGUACCCUCAAAUUUACCGGAGUGAUGAAAAGUUGCUUGUCGAUCCAAAUGAGGUGAAGGUUAGUACCGGUGACUUUAUGCUAGCUCUAAAAAAAAUAGUUCCCUCCUCAGCCAGAUCUACGGGAAAUACAUCCCAGCCUUUGCCUGAUACUGUGAAACCUCUUUUGCUAGAGCAGUUCGAAGAAAUCAAAAGCAUGGUAACCACUAUUCUUCCUGAAGAAGAGAACCCCAUUACAAGCAGUACAUCACUGAUUCAACAUUACAUUGACUAUGAGGACAGUAAUCAACUUAAUGACCGAAGCGGAACUGAUUCGUCAAAGUUUAUGGUUCAUGCAAUUAUCGAGCAGAUUUCUAACUCUCGUGUCUGCAAUCCCAAGCUGCUAUUGACCGGUCCUCCCGGGAAUGGUCAGCAGUAUAUCGGUGCCGCUAUACUGAAUUUCUUUGAGCGCUAUAAUGUUCAGAAACUUGAUCUUGCGUCACUCGUUUCAGAUAGCGGGCGAACAAUAGAAUCGGCUAUUGUACAGAGCUUUUUGGAGGCACGGAAAAGGCAGCCAUCUGUUAUUUACAUACCAAAUCUCGAGAUUUGGAGCAUGGCGAUUCCUGAAUCUGUUAUUCUUACGCUCUCUAGUUUACUCAGAUCCUUGCAGGGUGAAGAACGCAUUCUCUUGCUUGCCGUUUCCGAAUCAUCAAAAGCUACAACCGCAGAUAGCCCAAUAAAAUUUCUCGAGUUUGGAAAUAAUGUGAUCCAUAUCCGAAAGCCAUCUGCAUCCCAAAGGACUAACUACUUUAAUUCCCUUCCUGAACUUCUCAAAAUGAAACCUACUUUUUUCAUAACCACAAGAAAAAGAAGAAAGCCUCUUCCCAAACUGCCUCUGGCAAAAGAUUAUGAUGCGUCAGGAGGUCCGAUUGAUAGUGAAAGAAAACUCGGCUCCGAUGAGAUCUUGAGGAAGAAAUUAAAGUCUUUCCAACAUCAAGAUAUGAGAUUGAAAAAUCUCCUUAAAAUCAAACUUUCAGGGCUGAUGGACUUGUUCAAGAGCAGGUAUAAAAGGUUUAGAAAGCCUCCUAUUGAAGAUUCGAUGUUGAUACAUCUCUUUGAGCCACCAACGGACCCUAAUUGGCAACCCGCGUAUGUGAAAGACGAUAACAUGAUCUUGGAAGUUGCGACCGGACGGAAGUUUUACAAUAUGGAUCUUGACCUGGUCGAGGAGCGCUUAUGGAACGGCUAUUAUUCGGAACCUAAACAAUAUCUAAAAGAUAUUGAGCUGAUUUACCGCGAUGCUGCUACCACUGGUGACAGGGAGCGGAUCAUUAAAGCUUCUGAGAUGUUCGCGAAUGCCCAAAUGGGGGUUGAAGAGAUGUCGACCUCCGAUUUUAUUCAGGAAUGCAAGGCCACUCGACAGAGGGAUCUUGAAAGACAGGAACUAUACUUACGUGAUGAAGAGGCGAAGAUUGAAAGAGAAAAGCGUAAGAUGCAGGAAAGCGAAGUUGCAAAAGAAGAUGGACAACCCGAAAAAACUACGCAGGUUGGCGUUGCAUCAGGAAAUCAAUUACAGGCUCAGCUGCAAGCGGUAGCGCCUGCUGCUGAUGCUUCGUCAUAUCAUCAAUAUGAGGACCAAAAUCAGGACCAAGAUGAGGACCAAGAUGAGGACCAAUAUGAGGACCAAGAUCAGGACAAAGAGGAUAAAAUCAAAGAGUUAGCUGAAGACUCAACAUCAGCUGGAGCAGAAGACGAAGAAACGCCCGAACGCUUCUCUGUCUCGGAUCAAGACACGGAAGAAAAGGGUGUUAUAGAUGAAGAUAUUCAAAACAAUCCUCAACUCGAAGAUCAAAAGUUUACUCAUUCGAAUAAUUCCCCGACGAAAGGAAAAGAUAGCGAAGACAUGGGGGAUGAAAAGCCAGAAGAUCGUCACGAUGAGCAGCAGGGCGUUCAAGAAAGUGAAGAAGAAAGCGAUGAUGAACAGCAACGGGAGCUGCUUAUUGACGAGGAGAAGCUGACGAAGAUAGUGACAAUCUUAGUGAAGAAAACCAAUGGUUUUACGGUAAGGCAACUCGAACAACUCUACUCAGAAAUCGUGCGAAUUGUAUGGCCAGAUCGCUUUCUUUGGGAGAAAAGUAAGACUAUGGAAAAAAUCAUGAGUUGUAUCACAGACGUAUGA
Messenger RNA from Torulaspora globosa, 4017 nucleotides. It is a transcript of the gene YTA7, whose product is annotated as chromatin segregase YTA7. NCBI's taxonomy places the organism in Eukaryota, Fungi, Ascomycota, Saccharomycetes, Saccharomycetales, Saccharomycetaceae. Gene Ontology annotation, cellular component: nucleus. Gene Ontology annotation, molecular function: ATP hydrolysis activity; ATP binding; chromatin binding. The coding region runs from base 1 to 4017 and encodes 1338 amino acids. Gene Ontology annotation, biological process: positive regulation of transcription by RNA polymerase II. The transcript has a single exon. The record is from RefSeq and is a predicted model, not a curated record.